AUGAAAGUAUUAGUUUGUUUGGCUUUGUCUCUUUGCGCACUAUCCUUUGCAGCAGAAAAACUUCGUCUCACAAGAGAGCAGUUGAAAGAAUAUGAUGGUACCAAUGGAAAGACUUAUUUAGCAUGCGGCGGGAUAAUAUUUGAUGUUUCUGAAUCGCCAAGCUAUGCCAAAGGAGGAGGAUAUAGCAUGUUUGCAGGAAGAGAUGCCUCAGUGUCUUUGGCCAAAAUGAGCUUUGAUAAAAAACUACUUGAUAUGACAGUAGAAGAGGCAGAGCUAACUGAAGGGCAAAAAGAAUCAAUUGAAGGAUGGGUUGAAUUCUAUACAGAAAAAUACCCAAUUGUUGGGGAGUUAGUCACAUCUCAACAUAGAGAGGAUAUCUAA
Blepharisma stoltei is the source of this 381-nucleotide messenger RNA. The record is from the annotation of a GenBank genome assembly. Lineage: Eukaryota; Ciliophora; Heterotrichea; Heterotrichida; Blepharismidae.